Helianthus annuus (common sunflower) is the source of this 2755-nucleotide messenger RNA. Its product is annotated as hydroxyproline O-galactosyltransferase GALT2. Bases 430 to 2481 code for a protein of 683 amino acids. The transcript has 7 exons. Gene Ontology annotation, cellular component: Golgi membrane. The record is from RefSeq and is a predicted model, not a curated record. Lineage: Eukaryota; Viridiplantae; Streptophyta; Magnoliopsida; Asterales; Asteraceae. Gene Ontology annotation, molecular function: galactosyltransferase activity; carbohydrate binding.
GAGAAAGGAAGCACUUCUCAAAAAAAAAAAAAACAAACACUCUUUUGAGGCUAAACAUCUUCCCGCGUCUGCACGGUGCAGACAGAAGAGGCAGGAAGCUCUUUUUGAAAAAAAACAAACACCACCUUAUUCAACAAAUAAGCUCGCAGUCCAGCUGCCCUACCCAUUAUGUCUACUCAUCACCCUCAUUCUCACCUUUUUUCACGUUUACUCAAAUCUUUCCGAUCCCUUUAAACUUCCACUGAUUUCUUCCGGUUUUUCCGCAUUCAAUUUCAGGUAAUAACAUCACAACACAUCUUGACCAAAUCCUGGUACGCGGAUUCUCUUAAUCCUACGUUUUAUAUUAUCGAUUGCAACUUGUCAACUGAAAUUAGGUAAUGCGAUUGCUUCAGUUUUCCCUAAUUAAAGCUCAAUGUGUUCGAUUUUGUAAUGUUAACUGAGAAAUCGAGAAUGAAGAGAUCACGUAGUGAAGUUUUCGGUUUGAGAAGACUUAAACUGCCGCAUAUAUUGUUUGGAUUAGCUGCAUUGUAUUUGAUUGUUGUUUGCUUUAAGUUUUCUGUGUAUUUUGAGGCAUCAACUAGCUCUGAUGAUGAAGUAGUAAGUAGGUUACAGUUAGAAGUGAGUAAACCUUUAAUAAGAUCUACAUUAGAAGAAGAUAAGUUAGAAGUUGAAUCUGGUGAUAUAAAUAGGGAAACGUUAGAGAACGAGACCGAUUUUGAAACGAUUAGUCAAACGGAUAGUCAAGAUGAGAAGGAUGAUGGUUUGCCUCCUAUUGAUCCGCGAUACGGGCGGUUAACUGGUAAGAUCUUGAGGCAAAGACGUAGGACGAAGGAUAUGUCGGGAUUGGAGAAAAUGGCGGAUGAAGCUUGGAGUCUAGGGUUAAAGGCGUGGGAAGAGGUUCAUAAGAACAAUGAGAACGAUACUAAGUUGUCUUCGAUACUUGACGGGAAACAAGAAGAGUGUCCGCAGUGGGUAUCGGUUAGUGGUGAAGAACUAACUAAAGGGGAUCGGAUCAUGUUUCUACCCUGUGGUCUUGCUGCGGGGUCAUCUAUAACGGUGGUGGGAACUCCUCAUUAUGCUCAUAAAGAGUAUGUUCCUCAGCUUGCAAGAAUAAAGGGAGGUGAUCCGAUGGUUUUGGUUUCGCAGUUUAAAGUUGAGUUGCAGGGGCUAAAAUCUGUGGUUGCGGAAGAUCCGCCGAAAAUUUUGCAUUUGAAUCCUCGGUUGAGAGGUGAUUGGAGCCAUCAACCGGUUAUUGAACACAAUACAUGCUAUAGAAUGCAAUGGGGGGCGGCUCAGAGGUGUGAUGGUUUACCAUCAAAAGGCGAUGACGACAUGCUUGUUGAUGGAUUUCCGAGAUGUGAAAAAUGGAUGCGUAACGAUGUGGUGGAUUCAAAAGAGUCACGAACAUCAUCAUGGUUCAAACGGUUUAUAGGACGGGCGCAGAAACCCGAAAUGACGUGGCCAUUUCCUUUUGUGGAAGGUAAAUUAUUUGUGCUUACCAUACGUGCUGGAGUUGAUGGAUUCCAUAUAAAUGCUGGAGGCCGCCACGUCACCUCCUUCCCGUAUCGUACAGGGUAUACCCUUGAGGAUGCAACAGGAUUAGCAAUUAAAGGUGAUGUAGAUGUGCAUUCUGUUUUUGCUACAUCACUCCCAACUUCUCACCCGAGCUUCUCGCCUCAAAGGGUAAUAGAAAUGUCGGGAAAAUGGAAAGCUAAACCUUUGCCACGUCAUCGUAUACGAGUUUUUAUCGGGAUUUUAUCUGCUACAAAUCACUUUGCUGAGCGUAUGGCCAUUAGGAAAACAUGGAUGCAGUCUUCAGCAAUUAAGUCCUCAAAUGUUGUUGUUCGUUUUUUUGUUGCACUAUCUCCAAGGAAGGAGCAAAAUGCAGUUUUGAAACAGGAGGCUGAUUACUUUGGUGAUAUUGUUGUAUUAACAUUUAUGGAUCAUUAUGAGCUCGUGGUGCUUAAAACUAUAGCUAUCUGCGAAUAUGCGGUUAAAAAUGUGAGUGCUUCAUAUGUGAUGAAAUGUGAUGAUGACACUUUUACACGGGUGGAUACCGUCUUGAAAGAACUAAAGAGGGUCCCGCAACAACGAUCCCUUUACAUGGGAAAUCUUAAUCUCUAUCACCGGCCUCUUAGAAAUGGCAAAUGGGCUGUCAGUUUUGAGGAAUGGCCAGAAGCAGUAUAUCCACCUUAUGCAAAUGGACCAGGAUAUAUUAUUUCCAUUGAUAUAGCUAAAUUCAUCGUAUCCCAACACAUGAAAAGAAAGCUCAGGAUAUUUAAAAUGGAAGACGUGAGCAUGGGAAUGUGGGUUGAGCAGUUCAACAGCACCAACUCGAUCCAAUACUCCCACAAUGGUAAGUUCUGUCAAUACGGGUGUAUAGAUAAUUAUUACACCGCACAUUAUCAAUCACCAAGACAAAUGGUGUGUUUGUGGGAUAAUUUAGCAAGAGGACGGGCUCGCUGCUGUAACUUUAGAUGAGAAAAAAGUCAGCAAUUGAUGCGUGGGGGAUUUUGUGUUUUUGGUUCAUAUGUACCAUGAUUUUGUUGUGAUCUUAUUGUGAAAACUUAUGUAACAUGGAACUGUGGAUUAUGGUGGGCAUGGUCAUGAUUCAUGAAGAUGAACCAUGAAUCCAUGAUUGAUGUUUUUGAGUAUUUUUGGGCCAUUGAGUUUUCGGCAUGUGCCAUUGAAAUGGAGGCUGUAAGCCUGGAUGUACAAUUGAUUUAUAUAGAAGUGAUUACGCCUCUUUAUGUUA